CGCCAGUCCAUUCAUAAACAAAUCACUCCAGCCCUGGACCUCUGAACUGCUACCUAAGAACAACAAACAGAACUCAACCUGUAUUUUGAAGUUUUCUCCCCGUCUUUUCUCUUUCUUUCUUCACUCCUUUUUUUUUAAAACUUCCCUCUAUUGCUUUUUACUCAACUCCCACACAAUUCCCUCCUCUCCUCCCUCUCCAACUCAAUCUUACUCUAGCUUCACCAGGGCCGGACCACUGGCUCCCUCCUCUGUGUGAAUCUGAAUGUGAGUCAGGGAAGCCGUGUGUAGUGUGUGUCUCCAUUGGGAACACUUCUUUUUAAACUUACAGCACUCUUUGGGAACGGUGGGCAGACUUGUCCAGAGUGUGAGAGAGGAGAGGAGAACCCCAUGGUGCUGUGAUUUGACUAAACAAACAGCUUGGCUCAGAGCGGUACCUCCUCCAGCGCACUCCCGGGACAGCAGAGAUUAACCUCAGACUCUGAACAUCUGAGGGAUCUAUACAUCUGAGGCAGCAGCCCCCGGAGAGACAACCAGCUGGACGUCUCUCCUCUGAUUUCAGAAGGAGGAGACCGACUGCUGGCCGGCAACCUCCUCGGACAGAAAGGGAAGACUUGUCGAUGCUUCUAGGAUCACUCUGAAGCAGAACAAAGGGCAUUGAAGGCUUCCACCAUGAGGAGGGUGACGGCAUCCACGCUCCAUCUGACAGUCACGGUUACAGCUCUUCUGUAUUUCUGCACCGAGCUCUGCUGUCUGGAGAUCACACCCGAUGACAAAGAGCUGGUCCUGGCUGAGGGCUCCUCGCUCAUCCUCACCUGCUCCGGCUCAGGGAACACGACGUGGGAGUUCAAGAGGGACGAUGUGCCGUACUUCCAAGUGGAAGUUCAAAAUGGUGGUCUAAGCUACCAAAUUGUGCAAAGUAGCGUCACAUCCAGUGUUUUGACCUUGUGGAACGUGAGCUGGAAGCACACGGGGGUGUAUCAGUGCGUUGAUCAACACACCGGAGAAACUAAGGAGGUGGCUGUUUUUGUCCCAGACCCUGAUGUGUGGUUCAUAGAGAGCUCCCACGGCAUGGUAACAAAGACCAGCGAGGAGACCACCGUCCCCUGUGUGGUCACCAACCCGAACAUCAAAGUCACCCUGUAUGAGAAGGACACUGAUCUGCCCAUCAGGGGACUUUAUGUUCCAAGUGAGGGGUACAAGGCACGGCUGGAGGACAGGACCUAUGUGUGCCGGGGAGAGCUGAACGAGGAGGUGAAAGAGUCUCAGGCCUUCUACGUCUUCAGCAUUGUCGUCCCAGAGGCCAUCGACGCCUACAUCAAUGCGUCAAAGACCGUCCUGAAGCAGGGCGAACCGCUGACAGUAAACUGCACAGUGCACGGAGUGGAGCUCGUGUAUUUUUCCUGGGAUAUCCCCAACAGAGAGGUUGGAGCGGUUAAGCCGCUGACAGACGUCCUGUCCGCCACGAGCAUGCGAUCCUGCCUGAUCUUCCCUCGUGCCACGGUGGCCCACAGCGGAAACUACGUCUGCCAUGUCCACGAGCAUGUCCAAGACCAGACUGCCUCGGCAAGCGUCAACAUCACCGUGCUCGAGCAAGGCUUCGUGGAUGUGAAGGCUGCUCAGCAACAAAAUAUUUCAGCCAAGCUGCAAGAGAACGUGGAGCUGAGAGUGGAGAUUGAAGCCUACCCCCCCCCUCAGGUCCGCUGGAGCAAAGAUGGCGCCACCCUCAAAAGAGACAAAACCAUCACAACCAGACAAGAGCAUGAGAUCAGGUAUGUCACUACUCUCACCUUGGUGAGGGUAAGGACGGAGCAGAAGGGUCUCUACACCGUCCUUGUCACUAACGGAGAUGACACAAGGGAAGUAACCUUUGACCUGGAGGUCCAAGUUCCUUCUCAGAUUAAAGAACUGACUGACCACCACCUCCCUGGGAAGAGACACUUGGUGACCUGUGUAGCUGAGGGGGUCCCAACCCCAACCAUCCAGUGGUACAGCUGUGACAGCAUGCACAAGUGUAGCAACCAGACAGCGGCGUGGCAGCCGCUGAUACCAGAGCCGGAGGUGCUGACCAUCCGCAACAAUGUCAGCUACAUAGAGACUCGUAAAACCAGCCAGGUGCUGAGCCAGGUGACCUUCUACAAGCCCCAGCAGGUCACAGUGCGAUGUGAGACCAGCAACCAAGCAGGACUCCUCGACAGAAGAGACGUCAAACUGGUGUCCAGCACACUGUACUCCCAGGUGGCAGUAUUGGCUGCCGUUUUAGCCUUAGUGGUCAUCAUUAUCAUAUCUAUCAUCAUCCUCAUUGCUGUAUGGAGGAAGAAACCUCGAUAUGAGAUCAGAUGGAAGGUGAUAGAGUCUGUGAGCCAGGAUGGUCAUGAGUACAUCUAUGUGGACCCCAUCCACCUGCCCUAUGACCUGGCCUGGGAAAUGCAGCGAGACAACCUGGUGCUGGGUCGCACUCUUGGAUCAGGAGCCUUUGGCAGGGUGGUCGAGGCAACUGCCUAUGGUCUCACUCAUUCCCAGUCCAGCACAAAAGUGGCCGUGAAAAUGCUGAAAUCUACAGCCAGGAGAAGUGAGACUCAGGCUCUGAUGUCAGAGUUGAAGAUCAUGAGUCACCUGGGCCCUCACCUCAACAUCGUAAACUUGCUUGGAGCUUGCACCAAAAAUGGCCCUCUGUACCUGGUGACAGAGUACUGUCGCUAUGGCGACCUGGUGGACUACCUGCACAGGAACAAGCACACCCUCCUGCAGUACUACGCUGAGAAGAACCAAGACGACGGCUGCCUCAUCUCUGGAGGAAGCACUCCGCUCAGCCAGAGAAAAGGCUAUGUGUCCUUCGGAAGUGAGAGUGAUGGAGGAUACAUGGACAUGAGUAAAGAUGAGCCCACCAUCUACGUGCCCAUGCAGGAGCAGAUGGACAGCAUCAAGUAUGCAGACAUCCAACCAUCUCCAUAUGAGUCUCCCUACCAGCAGGACAUCUAUCAGGAACAAGGUGGCGGCGGAUUGGACCUGACCAUCAGUGACUCUUCCGUUCUCACCUAUGACGAUCUGUUGGGCUUCAGCUACCAAGUGGCUAAGGGGAUGGAGUUCCUUGCCUCAAAGAAUUGCGUCCAUCGGGACCUCGCUGCCAGGAAUGUGUUGAUCUGUGAGGGGAAACUGGUGAAGAUCUGUGACUUUGGCCUGGCCAGAGACAUCAUGCAUGAUUCCAACUACAUCUCUAAAGGCAGCACUUUUCUGCCCCUGAAGUGGAUGGCACCAGAAAGUAUUUUCCAUAAUUUGUACACCACCCUGAGUGACGUGUGGUCAUACGGCAUUCUUCUUUGGGAGAUCUUUACAUUGGGAGGAACCCCCUAUCCUGAUUUGCCCAUGAAUGAGUUGUUCUACAGUGCUUUGAAGAGAGGCUACCGAAUGGCCAAACCUGCCCACGCCUCUGAUGAAGUUUAUGACAUCAUGAAGAAGUGCUGGGACGAGAAGUUUGAGAAAAGGCCUGAUUUCUCAUUUCUGGUCCACAGUGUGGGGAAUAUGUUGACAGACAGCUAUAAAAAGCAAUACAGCCAAGUCAAUGACAACUUCCUGAAGAGUGACCACCCGGCAGUCGCCCGCACCAAACCCAGACUCUCCUCACCCUUUCCGAUCGCCAACCCAGCAUUCGGCUCCCCAUCCCCCCUCUACAUGCCCCCGGACCCAUACAGCCAGAGCCCGAGCCCCGCAGAGUUCAGACAAGAGGCAGACACACAGGAAGUCAUGACUUCAUACAAUGAAUACAUCAUUCCCAUCCCAGACCCCAAGCCGGAGGAUGUUUUCACUGACGUGCCAUCAGAAAGCCCUGCAAGCUCUCUGGCUCUGGAGGAGGAGACCGACUCCAUGUCGCAGGACACUGCUGACACUCUCCCAGAAGAGGACAGGCUAGAGGAGACCAGCGAGAGAGACGCUCUGCUGGGCAUCACCGGGACGCCCGAGGUAGAAGACAGCUUCUUGUAGCCAUAUGUAGGAAUCCUGAGAAAAUAUCACUAUACUGGGAAUUAUAUUUUUAAACCUGUCUGAAAAAGGGAACGUGAUUAAACUAGAAUGUAGCAGAAUUGAGACUGAGAGGGCAAUCUCUGUAUUUCCACUAAGCACUCGAAAUGUUUGGCCCUUCUUUUGAGUUUUUUUGAGUUAUCAAACUUAGUACCUCUGAAACUAAAAUGGUUACAAAUGAUGUGUAUGAUGUUAUCAUCGAGUCAUCUCUUGGAAGCUGGCCAUAAUAUAAAUACGGUACUCUCCUCAAACUCUUAGAUAAUCAGUUUACAUUAAAUAAAGAUGUGUUUACUGUAUUUUCUAUUGUAGCCAGAGACUUAUGAGAUAGGUGCAUUUUUUUAGUUAGACAUAUUUAGCCAUAUGUCUUUUUGGCUCUUAUUAUUUUAUCCCCCUCCCCCGUUACUGUUCGCAUCCAGAUAUGUAGAUGUUUUGCUUUUUAAAACUAUUUUAUUAGUUUUAAUAACAGAAAGUGAUGAACAUAACAAUAUAAACAAACCAUACACAAAUAUACACAAAAUACUGUCCAAACUAGAACAAUAUGUAAUUCCCAUAUUAGUGGAAAUUAUUAGCAUUAAGUCCUAAACCGAUCAGCCAUGGAAAGUGUGUAAUUAAAUGUAGGUUGCAUCUUUUCCUAAAGUACAACUGUAUUAUAAUAUUUUAAUGUUAACUCCAGGUCAGACCGAUUCUACAUGCACUGUUUUACUAUGACACAACACUUUCUUUUUACUCACAUAUACCAUAGUGUCAGACGUUUCCUUUUUUGUUGUUGUGAAAAUUAUAUGAAAUGUAUGUCAUUUGUGAAUUUUGAAUACUUGUUUUGUAUAGGUUUAAUUCAUAGUUCUGUGCCAGAUUUGCACUUUAUUUAGAAAAAUGUGGAUAUUCAUAAUGAAUAUAUAAAUAUACUCUAAAAUAAAGAUUGAAGUUGAAUAAUCUUUUGACUUAAACAUGUGGCUGUUACAGUAAAUGAGUUUCUGGAAUGACAGGUGACUCUCUUAAGUGAAAAUACUAAAUACAGCGUAUCACUGCCUAAGCACACAUGAGUGCCUUUGUGUAGACUGACAGAUUUUUGUGUUGCAGCUAUUGUUGCUUGCUGAUAUGAAGGGCUAAUGUACUCAAGAAACUUAGAUAUAGCCUUAUGUGUACAUGUACAAAUAAUGCUUUUAGUAUUCUGCUGCAUUGUAUCGCGUUCACUCACACAAUGUUUCAACCGUCAGUACUAUAGUAUUUACAAGUAGUCCACCAUUUAAAACAACACAUUUUCUGUACUAAUUUAAAAUGCACAAGAUCACUGUAUCACAAGCUAUGGUACCAAAGCUCUUCUUAACGUUUACAAAUGUAUUUUUUAUAUGUGACAUUUUAUAUGUUGUAAAUGUGACAAUAAAUGUGUAUCAUUGUAGUAGCA
This is a messenger RNA of Perca flavescens (yellow perch), 5416 nucleotides long. It is a transcript of the gene pdgfrb, whose product is annotated as platelet-derived growth factor receptor, beta polypeptide. NCBI's taxonomy places the organism in Eukaryota, Metazoa, Chordata, Actinopteri, Perciformes, Percidae. Gene Ontology annotation, molecular function: ATP binding; platelet-derived growth factor beta-receptor activity; platelet-derived growth factor binding. Gene Ontology annotation, cellular component: signaling receptor complex; plasma membrane. Gene Ontology annotation, biological process: positive regulation of smooth muscle cell migration; angiogenesis; multicellular organism development. The transcript has 23 exons. The record is from RefSeq and is a predicted model, not a curated record. Bases 670 to 3978 code for a protein of 1102 amino acids.